GAACAACCUGGAUGUAAAGGAAUUGGCAAUUUAGUUUGAAUGUGUGAGGCUCAUUCCUUUUGUGAAAAAGGGCUUAUCUAUCUCAAGGUAGACAAGCUUAAGUUGAUUGAGCUCUGUGGGGCAUCUGAACCUGAAUUCUCUAAUGUUUCUACUUCCAAGAAGAACUUAUGCCACUAUGUUUCCGGAGUUGCAAAGGAAAAGAAAGAUGCCAGAGAUAUAAAGGGGAACCGAGGUAUGUCUCUUAAGUGGAGGUGGCAGAACUAGACCCUCUGGGAUGUGCACGUAGUGGAGGUCAACUCGACCAUGUUAUAGC
Molecule: messenger RNA, 313 nt
Organism: Juglans regia (Persian walnut)
Lineage: Eukaryota; Viridiplantae; Streptophyta; Magnoliopsida; Fagales; Juglandaceae
Product: origin of replication complex subunit 6-like
Exons: 3
Coding region: 40-264 (74 amino acids)
Source: RefSeq, a predicted model, not a curated record